AUGGAACCUCGAGCCCGCGCAGGUCGACACAAGGGCAAUCUGAACUUCGGCCCUGAACUGGGCUCCCUCCUAUAUGCCUACGGAGCACCUACACACCCGGACAUCCAGAAGCCGAUCGGCCACUCGUCACGACAAUACAUAUCGGCGCUCCCGACUCCCAACACCACGAACCCGCCCACGCCAUUCAGCCAGCCCUUCCCGGAGACCGUGCGUGUCCUAGACGAGAUCCUCACCGACUUCAUCAUCGAGACAUGCCACAACGCCGUCAGCGUCGCGACGUACAGCGGGCGCGCGAAGCUCAAGCUGUCCGACUUCGAAUUCGUGCUGCGCCGCGACAGUGUCAAGCUCGGCCGCGUGCAAGAGAUGUUCAAGAAGAAGCGCGACAUCGACAACAAGAAAAAACUGUUCGACACCAACGAGGGUCGUGAGGGUACGAAGUUGGCAGUGGGCGAUCUUGUCAACCUCGGCGAGGUCGUCGGCGAGGAGGGCACGGGUAAAGGAAAAGGCAGAGGCCGGGGCCGGAGAAAGAAGAGAGACAGGGACGAGUUGCUGGGUGAUGAUGCUGGUUCGGGUCAGGCUGGUGGGGAGAACGGUGCCGAUGAGGACCUGGAUGAGAGGGCGACUAAGAGGCCGAGGAGUGAGGUCGGUUGA
Capronia coronata CBS 617.96 is the source of this 651-nucleotide messenger RNA. RefSeq lists its product as uncharacterized. The record is from RefSeq and is a predicted model, not a curated record. Gene Ontology annotation, biological process: transcription by RNA polymerase II; RNA polymerase II preinitiation complex assembly. Lineage: Eukaryota; Fungi; Ascomycota; Eurotiomycetes; Chaetothyriales; Herpotrichiellaceae. Gene Ontology annotation, molecular function: protein heterodimerization activity. Gene Ontology annotation, cellular component: transcription factor TFIID complex. The coding region runs from base 1 to 651 and encodes 216 amino acids. The transcript has a single exon.